Molecule: messenger RNA, 1103 nt
Organism: Chara braunii
Lineage: Eukaryota; Viridiplantae; Streptophyta; Charophyceae; Charales; Characeae
Source: the annotation of a GenBank genome assembly
AACGGUCGUAGAAGUAGUACUACGUUCGUGUGGCUUCGAGUCUAGUUCCUGUAGCAGCAUGGCUUCCAACCACGGUCAGUCGUCAACGAUUCACAACUGCUACAAUUGCGGUCAGCCUGGUCAUCUCUCCCGUUUCUGUUCCUUACCUGAUCGUCGGUUCACCUUCUCUGCUGCUCCUGCUAACCCGAGUACUUCGAUAGUUCCUGCUCAGAAUGUUCCCCUUGUAACGAUGCCUGCUAUCGGAAACAAUGUCGUUGGUCAUGGUGGAUAUGGUUAUGGCUAUGGAGGGGGACUACGUCCCUGUGUGGAGACUUUGGAGGCUACCGUUGCCUUCUUGAAGGCUGAGAAGGAUGUUGAAGCAGCACGGGAGCAAGCAAAGAAGCAGGAGGAGAAACGGGUGAAGAAAGAACAAGAAGAACAGAAGCGUAGGUUACAGGAAAAGAAAGAGCGUGAGGAGUUUCACUCGCAAAUCCAUCGUCAAAUUGGAAGUAAAUUGGACGGAGUGCGUGAGUUGAUCGAAGGAAAGAAAGGCAUUGAAGGGGAAGCGAUGACGAAGUUACGUGUUGAAAUCGAGGAAUUGAGGAAGGCGCAGAAGCGUGCUGGAGGAGUGUUAUCAUCAGAAACUGAGUUUGGAAGGUAUAAACGAGAAUUGAAAGGGGAACGGUUACGAUCUGAGAGGAGAUUUGCAUUGAUGGAGGAGGAGAUUGCAAGGCUAAAGAAGGUGAAUGAGGAAGCUACUAACGCUGCGGAUGUUUGGAAAGCCGAGGCACUGAGGCCCGACAAUAAGAGAGGAAGCGUCAUGAUUACCAGUACACCUAUCCGGGGCGCAAGGACUCGGGCACGAGUUACACCAGCUCCACCAGGGUCUGUUGAAGAGCUUAAGUUGAAAGAACGAGUCGAGCAUCAAGAGCAUGAGAUCGAGCUUUUGAAGGAAUGGAGGCUACGUGAGCUCAACAGUCGUCGAUUGGCUGAACAGGAAGUGGAGCGCCUAAGAGAGAAGAUGGCGAAAAUUGAUAUGGAAAACGAACCCCACCGACGUCUAAUCUGAAAGCACGUCUGGAUCGUGUGGCUGUCGGGACAGUUGAUAAAGGUAAACGUCAGUU